Molecule: messenger RNA, 1650 nt
Organism: Formica exsecta
Lineage: Eukaryota; Metazoa; Arthropoda; Insecta; Hymenoptera; Formicidae
Gene: Kaz
Product: E3 ubiquitin-protein transferase MAEA
Exons: 5
Coding region: 309-1484 (391 amino acids)
Biological process (GO): proteasome-mediated ubiquitin-dependent protein catabolic process
Cellular component (GO): cytoplasm; nucleus; GID complex
Molecular function (GO): ubiquitin protein ligase activity; protein binding
Source: RefSeq, a predicted model, not a curated record
CUCUCUCUCUCUCUCUCUCUCUCUCUGACCAAACCAUUCCAAAAUUACGCGUAAACAAAGGCACUGAAAGACACAUAUGUGACCGAAAAAUGGACUAGAAUUAAACGCGAGUUGAUGUGAAUCUUUCAAAUCAUCUCUCCCUAUAUUAUCCCUUUUUGUCGAUUCUUUCCGCCGAUUCUGCAUCGACAUAAACAUCGAUAUUAUACUGCGUAAUAAUUGACGCAUCAUCGAAUUACUAACUCCAUCAUCUUCAUCGUGUUUCUAUUUGUCGCUUAUCUCACUAAUCAUCUUGGAUUAUUAACCCCAACAUGUCAGACGUGAAGAGCCUUGAGCAUCCUACAUUGAAGGUCCCAUACGAGCUUCUGAACAAGAAGUUCCGCUCUGCCCAGAAAACUCUUGACAGAGAAGUGUCACAUGUUCAAGCAGUAUCUAAUGAACUUGAGAAAAGUCUCAAAACUGAUGGAUCUUAUGUGGCAACUGGAGAAAUCAGCAAAUUAUUAGGUGGCGUAGUUGCCAGGCUUCAAGUUUUAAAGCGUAAAGCUCAAGAAUCCAUUGCAGAGGAGUUACAGGCAGGCAUGGUCUGCAAAAGAAGAUUGGAUCACUUAAAGGAACAUGCUAAUACUUCUUCAAGUGCUGUGAAUCAGUGGAGACGGCAAAGAUUAGACAGAAUGCUAGUAGAAUAUUUUCUUCGCAAAGGAUAUUAUAAAACAGCGACUAAAUUGGCAGACAGUAACGAGCUCAGAGAUUUGACAAAUAUUGAUGUGUUUAUGGUAUCGAGGGAAGUGGAGAAAUCCUUGGCCAAUCACGAAACUGCAAGAUGUAUUGGUUGGUGUCAUGACAAUCGUUCGAAAUUAAGAAAACUGGGUAGCACAAUGGAGUUCAAUUUGCGCGUACAGGAAUUUAUCGAACUAGUGCGAACCGAUAGGCGGUUGGACGCAGUGAAACACGCUCGAAAGUACUUCUCCAAUUACGACGACUAUCAGCUGCAAGAAAUUCAAUGUUGUAUGGGUCAAUUGGCGUUUCCAGCCCAUGCAUAUUUAAGCCCCUAUAAAGAUCUAUUAGACGAAAAAAGAUGGGACAAGCUGAUUGAAACAUUUCGUCAAGAGAACUACAGGUUAUUUCAAUUGGCGAGCCAGAGUGUAUUCACAGUAGCUCUGCAGGCUGGUUUGUCAGCCCUCAAAACUCCUCAGUGUUACAGCGCAAAUAAGGAAGGCCGAAAUCCUAGUUGUCCAAUCUGCAACGAAGCGUUAAAUGAAUUGGCCGCGCCACUGCCUUUUGCUCAUUGCUCACAAUCGCGGCUUGUUUGUAGUAUAAGUGGAAAACCACUAAAUGAACAUAAUCAGCCAAUGAUGAUGCCUAAUGGAUAUGUUUAUGGUGAACAAGCGUUAGAAAAGAUGGCUCAGGAAAACAACGGCACAGUAAUUUGCCCAAAAACCAAAGAAGUAUUUCCAUAUAAAAAGAUCGAAAAGGUUUUUGUUAUGUAAGCUCAUAAAAUUCAUAUUGACACAGUAUAUAUAUAUAUAUAUAUACAUACGUUGUACUAUAUGCUUAAUACUCUAAUGGUCCCCUUCUAGCUCAAAUCUUUCUUUGUUAUUUAAUAGUGAUUGUAUACAGCAUUAAUGGAAUAAAAUAACAUUUAUUUUUAAGAAA